UUUAUUCCAUCUAAUCCAUCAUUAAACGUAGCAUCGUCGAACAUGGAAAAAAAUGAAAAAAAUGAAGAAAUAUCUUCUCACAACGCCCUAAAUGAUGCCGAAGGUUUUCAAACUGUUGUCUCAAGAAAGAAAAAGCGUAACUUCAUUCGAGAAGUGGAAAUUCUAAAAAUAAAUUGUAUCUGCCUUUGUGAACAUUGGUUGAACCAUAUCGAAAUCGAUAAUAUUCAUGUGCCCGAUUUCAACACGGCAGCAUUUUUUGCGCGGUCUUCAAAGAAGCAUGGAGGAGUCAUGCAGCUGAUGCACCAAAGUAUCCCCUUCAAGAUUCUGUCUGAUAAGGUAUCAGCACUUUCUGCUGAGGUGGAUUGCGAAUUAUGCGGCGUACUUAUCACUAAGUUAGAUUUAAUUUUAAUAACGGUUUAUCGCUCGCCAAAAGGCGAUUUUCAUAAAUUUAUUGAUACUAUAGUCAUUCUUCUUAAUGAAAUUCAUUGCAAAUCUAAAUACGUCAUAGUGGGUGGAGAUUUUAACUUAUUAUUUGGCACUAAUGAUGCAAAAGCCAAUUAUUUUUGUAAUCUUUUGUCUAGCUACGGCUUAUAUUCUACUGUCAGAUUUAAAACGCGUUAUAACAACACACUUGAUAAUGUGUUUACUAAUAUUAAUUCAGAUAUGAUAAAUAUAACACCUGCUAAACUUUAUCAGUCGGACCAUACUGGAAUAUGUGUAAAUGUUACUCUAAAGGAAGCUGUAUUCGAUAACUCAUUUAUCCCUAAAUAUGUAAGGCCCAUCUCACAGUUUGGGAAAAUCAUGUUUUUUAAUUUAUUACAACAAGUUGAUUGGAGUUUCAUUGAUCAAAAUUGCGACUUUAAUGCGUCUGAUUUGUUCUCGAUCUUUAUAGAUACGCUACUAUUGUAUUAUAAUAUCGCCUGUCCUGAGAAGAAACUAUCGUGUAACAGAUCCAAGCCAGAUGCCACUAGAUUAAUUUCAUCGUAUCUUUUGAAUCGAUUGCAAGUAGUCUCUGUUGAUGGUAUAGUCUCCGAUAAAGAACAAAUCGCGUAUGGUGUACCUCAGGGGUCCAUCUUAGGGCCUCUACUUUUCUUAAUUUAUGUGAACGAUCUGCCAUACUAUUUCCCUGAUUUUUUUACGAUAUUGUACGCGGACGAUACUACUUUUAGUAAAAAGGCAAUGUCAUCUUCAUUAGUAAUAAGUACUCUUAUGAAUAUAUCUUCGCAAGCGGAACCUUGGUUUUUCGCCAACAAACUUUGCGUAAAUAAGAACAAAUCAGUUCAGAUGGUAUUUUCAUUGAAGAAAGAUAAGUCUUUUGCGGAUACGAAAAAACAUACACACAACAUGCCAUCAUUAAAAUUACCCAAUCUCAACAUGUUAUACAUAGGUGAGAAUCGUAGAAAAUCGGUUCGAGGUGUGGACAUGUAG
Zophobas morio is the source of this 1428-nucleotide messenger RNA. RefSeq lists its product as uncharacterized. The transcript is spliced from 5 exons. The coding region runs from base 43 to 1428 and encodes 461 amino acids. The record is from RefSeq and is a predicted model, not a curated record. Lineage: Eukaryota; Metazoa; Arthropoda; Insecta; Coleoptera; Tenebrionidae. Gene Ontology annotation, molecular function: catalytic activity.